ACUUGGCCUUUGUGAACCUCAUUAUGUUCACACAGACCCAAUCCUCAAGCCUGUCCCAGUCUCUAUUAAAGAAACAAGAGUCAUGGCUUCACAAGGCUGUAAAGUUGGAUCAGUCCUACAAUACCUGCUUACAUUCAGAAACCAAAACCAUGCAUUCUGGUUCUGUAAUCAUUUUACUAGAUUUAUUUAUUUUAAACAACAGGCCAGUUGUCUUCACAACACCAGAAGAUCAUUGAAUGAGUGAUUUGUUUUGCUGUCCUCUCAGUAGACAAUUGUGGUGUAAUAGUUAAAACGAGAUUAUGAUCCACUUUGUUCCUUUGAAAUGCCUAAAACCAAAAUGUUAACAAGAUGAACAAGGAACUAGAACGUAACAAGAUCAACAAGGAAGACAAAACUGUAUGAGAUCUUUUUGGGAUUCAUUAGAGAGAAGCUUUGAGUAGGCGGGAACAGAGUUGACAUCGGAGAGAAGGAAAGGGAAGUGUAUAGUACUAUAUUUCUAAAUUUAUUCACUGCUUAACACACAGACACAGAACCUGACAGGACAAGACUCAGGUCUUCUCUCUCACGGGAUCACAGUCUCUCUAUCAGAAAACAACAUCAAGAAGGUACUACUGAACAGGCUAUAGCAAUGGAACAGGUUUCAGCAUCAAUUGGCAACUUUACAGUUGAUCUUUUCACCAAGCUGAAUGAGACCAAUAGGGACAAAAACAUUUUCUUUUCCCCUUGGAGUAUAUCAUCUGCUCUUGCCCUGACAUAUCUGGCUGCAAAAGGCAAUACAGCAAAAGAGAUGGCAAAGGUUCUUCAUUUCACUAAAGCUGUAGAAGCUGUAAGCUCUGUGGCCAGACCUUCUCGGGGGAGACCAAAAAGAAGAAGAAUGGACCCUGAGCAUGAGCAAGCUGAAAACAUCCACUCUGGAUUCAAAGAGCUCCUGACCGCCUUCAACAAACCCAGAAACACCUACUCACUGAGAAGUGCCAACCGUAUCUAUGUGGAAAAAACCUAUCCAUUGCUGCCUACAUAUAUACAGCUCAGUAAGAAAUACUACAAGGCAGAGCCAAAGAAGGUUAACUUUAAGACAGCACCGGAACAAACCAGAAAGGAAAUCAACACCUGGGUGGAAAAACAAACUGAGAGUAAAAUCGAGAAUUUGCUGAGUUCGGAUGAUGUGAAAAGCAUAACCAAGUUAAUCUUAGUCAAUGCCAUUUAUUUCAAGGCAGAAUGGGAAGUGAAAUUUCAGGCAGGACACACAUCUAUGCAACCCUUCCGACUGAGCAAGAACAAGUCCAAGCUCGUGAAGAUGAUGUAUAUGAAAAACACAUUUCCAGUUCUUAUAAUGGAAAAAAUGAACUUCAAAAUGAUUGAGCUUCCAUAUGUGAAACGUGAACUCAGUAUGUUCAUCCUACUUCCUGAUGACAUCAAAGAUGGCACUACUGGUCUUGAGCAGCUGGAAAGAGAACUCACCUAUGAGAAGCUGUCGGAAUGGGCUGAUUCAAAGAAGAUGACAGAAACUCUUGUAGAUCUGCACCUGCCUAAGUUCUCACUGGAGGACAGAUAUGACCUCCAUGAUACUCUGAAGAACAUGGGAAUGACAAGUGCCUUCAGCUUCCAAGCUGAUUUCAGAGGGAUGACUGAUAAGAGGGAUUUGUGUAUUUCCAAAGUCGUUCAUCAGUCUUUUGUUGCAGUUGAUGAGAAAGGCACUGAGGCAGCUGCUGCUACUGCUGUAAUUGUAUCAUUAACAGCUACAGCUAUCAACUAUGCUCUGACAUUUAAGGCUGAUCACCCUUUCCACUUCUUCAUCAGACACAACAAAUCCAAAACGAUCCUGUUUUUUGGCAGACUCUGCUGCCCAGUAGAAUGAAUUAUUCCUCAUUUCCAGAGGGAUCCAAAGUUCACUUUUCAAACGAAAAACGUGAACUGUAGUGUUAAAAGCUCAGCCUUCAACGUAUAGCCAUAAGUACUGGAAAUAUAUGUCUUUUUUCUUAAGUAAGGCAGCACCCAGACACCACCAUGUGCCUCAAAGAUUGUCUCUCUACUGCUCCUUUCCAUUAUGCCAAUGAAAUUGCCUUUCAUAGAAAGCAAAUGCUUGAUGUAUAAUUGCUAAACUCUGAUCACCUUGCAUUUUGUCUUUAUUUCUCUGAACGCUCAAGACUGAGGUUGAUAAGCAUCCCAACCAGCAAUAAGACCAAGAAAACUACAGCAACAUGCCUUAUUGCUACCUCUUAUUGAAAUGUGAUCUAAACAAUUCAAAUCUGCAUUCUAUUUUCAAUUUAAUGUAAUUGUAUCUGUUUCCUGGCUAACAUCUGCACAGUUUCCUUGCUACCUGGAUCAUUGAUAAAUGUAUGAUUUGUAACUUAUGAGUGCCUUUCAGCUAAGAUAGUCCCGGUAUUGACAGAAACACCAGUAAGAUUUUUAUGCAUGUUUCACUUCAUUAUUUUCCCAUGAUCUACAUUUACAAUAAUAAAUGAAUUUGGAACUGUG
Phasianus colchicus (ring-necked pheasant) is the source of this 2478-nucleotide messenger RNA. Its product is annotated as heterochromatin-associated protein MENT. Gene Ontology annotation, biological process: negative regulation of endopeptidase activity. The record is from RefSeq and is a predicted model, not a curated record. Lineage: Eukaryota; Metazoa; Chordata; Aves; Galliformes; Phasianidae. Gene Ontology annotation, molecular function: serine-type endopeptidase inhibitor activity.